Molecule: messenger RNA, 1056 nt
Organism: Acanthocheilonema viteae
Lineage: Eukaryota; Metazoa; Nematoda; Chromadorea; Rhabditida; Onchocercidae
Source: the annotation of a GenBank genome assembly
AUGUUAUCAUGCUUUAUGGAAGGACGCGAUUUUUUGCUUAAUCCCGAUGUUGACCAACUGGAAGAAUUGGUUUCACCAAAAUGGACUGCAAUACCUUCAAUUUUAUAUGCGUUAUCGAUUCUGACAACAACAGGAUAUUUAUCGGCCGUACCAAUGACAAAGCUUGGACAAUUUAUUGCUAUAGUUUAUGGAUUGGUGGGUAUUCCAUUAAUGGUACUGGCAGCGGUUGAUAUUGGACAUUUCUUAUCCGAUAUCGUCUUACGACUUUACCGAAAAUAUUGCAUGAUGAAGCAUAAAUUUGCUAGAGCAUGCGGCUGUUCGGGAAAGAAGCGAUUUAUUACGGAAUUAAUGGAAGUAAAGGGUAUUCCACAUGUAUCAAAAAUUCGGAAAGGGGAGAGAAAAAGUAAGGAAGUGGUAGUGACGAUAAAGGACGGCAGUGCUGAAGUGAAACGUUUACCUUUAUCCGUGAAUGCUUCCAUCCUAUUAGUCUUUUGCAUGCUUGGUGGCAUGUGUUAUAUUGCCGUCGGUGGUCAAAAAAGUUUUCUGGAAGCAUUUUUCGUUACAUUCAACUUAGUAGCCAAUUUAACAAUGGCUGAAAUGCCUAACGAUCUGAAUAAUAUUUUGACAUUUUUCUACAUUCUGAUCUUUGUCACAUUUGGUCUGGCGGUACUAUCCAUGUGCGGCAAUUUGGCAGCUUCUGAAUUGAGAACUGUUUUUAUGAAAAUUCAUUAUUUUGGCCGAAAAAUUUCCUGGCGAAAAAUUUCCAGACAACAACAAUUGAAGGAAAAACAAAUAGAACUUAUCGAAAUGCUCAAAAUUAUUAUUGCAAUUCGCGAGUUACAUCCCGAGAAAAACAAUAUAACUUCAGAAGAUAUCAUAGGGAUAUUGAAUGAAAUGCAACACAAUUCAUUUUGUUCCAAUCUUUGCAACCAGAAAAAACGACGUGAUACAAUCGCAUUUACGCCACAAAGCUUCGAAGCUCUGCGAUUUGCGGAUGAGCUUGACGUGGAUGACACAGUAUAUUGUGUUUUGUCCCGAAAUCAUUUAUUUUUAUAA